Molecule: messenger RNA, 1098 nt
Organism: Closterium sp. NIES-65
Lineage: Eukaryota; Viridiplantae; Streptophyta; Zygnematophyceae; Desmidiales; Closteriaceae
Source: the annotation of a GenBank genome assembly
AUGUCCCUCGCCGCGGCGUCGGCGAGACGCCAUGUGCGAUGGCAGGCGAUGCUGCUGCAGUCGCAGCUGAUCGCCCAGCGAUCGAUCCUUUGCAGACCAACACUGGACCGAUCACAACCGUUCGCCACCUCGCUGGACCGCGCACACGAUCACCCAGUGCACGGUAUCCCUUUCCUCUCUCCCAAGCCCCCCGUUUCCCCGCCAUUCCCCCCGCCCCACGCACCCCUCGCCUCGACAGUGGCAGUAUCCUCGUUACAAGAUCACUCACCGGCAGAAUACGACAUCGCCCUGUUGAAGAAUAGGAGACUAAGCAUUUCAUCCGCAAACGUGUUUCCGACGGCAGUUGCCGGCCAGGCGAUGCCUGACCGUCAGGCGCUACCAGCUAGCCGGCAGGUCGUCCCGCACCACGUGCGCGCUGUGCAAGUCGUCAUCCCUCAACUCACUUCUGCGCGGCCACUCUCUGGGCGGUCCGAGGGGGAAGCGCCAGUGACGUGGGCGAGUCUGGCGCUGCUGCUGCUGACGGGAGGCGCACUGCUGACGUACUUUGAGAGCGAGAAGCGCAAGCGACUGGAAGCUGUGAGAGAGUUGAAGCCGGUGGGCAAGGCGGCCAUAGGGGGCCCGUUCACGCUCGUGGACGGCAAUGGAAAGGCGUUCACAGAGGCGGAUCUUAAGGGGCGGUGGGCGCUGCUGUACUUUGGGUUCACCUUCUGCCCGGACAUCUGCCCCAGCCAGCUCAUCAACAUCGCCCAGGCUGUCGACCUCGUGGAGAAGCAGGUGGGAGUGCAGGUGGUGCCGGUGUUCAUCUCAGUGGACCCUGAGCGAGACACCGCUGAUCAGGUCAAGGAGUACGUCAAAGAGUUCCACCCGAGAAUGAUCGGCCUCACAGGCACGCCAGAACAGGUGAAAGCAGCAGCACGUGCAUUCCGAGUGUAUUACAUGAAGACAGAGGAGGAGGGGUACGACUACCUCGUCGAUCACUCCAUCAUCUCGUAUUUGAUGAGUCCGGAGUUUGAGUUUGUUAAGUUCUUUGGCCGCAAUCACACGCCAGAGGGGCUGGCAGACGGCAUAGCAGGGGAGAUCAAGGGCCAUGGCAAGUAG